This is a messenger RNA of Wallemia mellicola CBS 633.66, 1851 nucleotides long. RefSeq lists its product as hypothetical. The record is from RefSeq and is a predicted model, not a curated record. The transcript is spliced from 3 exons. Lineage: Eukaryota; Fungi; Basidiomycota; Wallemiomycetes; Wallemiales; Wallemiaceae. Bases 54 to 506 code for a protein of 150 amino acids.
CGCUACCAAAGGCACAUGCAGAACUCUAUCCCAGCUGUCCGAAAUGCGGCAGCAUGAGACGUUCAACAGCUACGCAACGACGUUCAAAAAAGCUCGUGAAAAUCAGUAAGAAAGAAGACAAAGACGUCAUUAAAAAUUACAUUGUUGCAGUUUGUAGAACAUGCGAAUAUAGCUACAGACUACCAGGAUCGACGCUGGGGAGUAUACGUGAUUACGAGGAUAGACGAAAGAAACACAUACAGGAUUUGACUUAUGAUCCGACUGCGAUAUUAGAGGAAAUGAGUUCAGGAAGUUCAGCACAGUCAAGUAGAGCACCGUCACCGAUGCCCGUCGCUGAAAACCCAUCUAAGCGUAAGAAGAAGACAAAGCAACCGUCUAGUCUGCAAGAACUCUUACAAAGGAAUAAAAUGCGCGAAAUGGACAAAUCUAUGUCUAAAGUCAACAAUAAUAGCAAAAACAACGCGCCUAGUUCAGGAUUAGGUGCUUUCUUAUCUUCCUACGACUAAUUUGCCUUUCUCAGGAUACCUUUCGUUCAAACGCUGGGAAAGCUCGGGGUCAUAAACUUCAUCUUCGCCUAUUUGGUUGCCUAGUGUGAGCCAGCCAUCGCGACCAUUGUGUCGUCUGCCAAAUAGUUCAACUUUCCUACCAACAGGGCAACAUCUCUCAAUCAUUCCAUACAGCUCGUCUGGUUUGCGACUAGUUUCUCUCACUAAUUUGGUUGUUAGAUGAUAUUUCAAACGGUAUAGUAUAUAAUACCUUCACUGACUAUCACAUCAGUGUCCAGCCCUCGAUUAAGCCAUUCAGGCCACUGAAUAUCGCUAGCAUCUGGAUCAGAGACUUUCAUACCGACAAGACAGUGUUCUUUCGUGUGGUUGAGCCAGUGACCAGUUCUGCCUGUUCUAAUUAAACGUUGAAGCUGGUUGAUUUUUACCCAGGCUAUCUCUUCUACCUUAGCCGUAUGUUAGCUUGCAAAUCAGGGGAAGUCAAAAUCUUACCCUUUUGAAUCUAUUGGAUGCUGUUAAAUGGAAUUGUCACGUCAAGGUAAAUCAAUCACCUACCCCCAUAUAGACAGACACUCUCUGCCCAAAUCCAUAGCUCUUCCAGUAACCCAAAGGAAUAUCAAAGUACCCUCUUCAGAUAAUGUUGACAUUGGCAUUUUUCGCAUUUCAUCGUCCGUUAGCUUGGGUAUGUAUAAGCCUCGAUAUUGAGAUAGAACGUGAAAGCACUCACAGUUCCAUACGGUAAGCUCAUGUGUAUAUCCCAAGGUGGAUCAGCGACGAUAAUCUGAAAUUUACCCAAGGUAUUGUAAUCGAAAGAUCUUAGAUCGCAGUUUAUAUAUUGAGCUGGAUAACGUUUACUACCUAAGAUUGUAUCAAGUUCCUGUCUCAAACCAUCACCGCGACACUUUUUUCGUCUCUUGGUUUGAUAGUCAGCCUGCUCGAUUGCCGAUUCGGAUGGUGAUUCGAGUUGGAAGUGUAAGUAUUUACAAGUUCUAUCCAAUCUCGGACUAUUCAGCUUUGCAGGUUGGAAAGCAUUGCUGAGUGUCGGCGGAGCAUUGUUGUAAAAUGGAUAGCAUGUGUUUAGAUAAGAGCAAUGACCGAGUGCGUGAUCACUGUAUGGUCUUAUAAUUGGUUGAAAGUGAAACCUUCUGGCAAUCUUCUGUACACUCGGUUCUGGUUGUAUUUGAGCAAAUUUUGACGUAAUCGUCUUCUGGUACAACCGAUCUCGUAUAAGAGUCGUAGAGUGUAUCCUUAUUGUUUAUAUAGCUCGUCGUCGGUAAGUCAAUACCUAAUUCAAUUAAUUUGCUCGAUACUUUAUCCAGAUCGUUGAAUGUUAAACCUAAAUCUGGGU